AUGGCGACACCUGCCUCUACCUCUGCCUCUGCCUCGGGUGAACAACCCCGCGAAGAGGUCCCCGCUUCCGCCACGACAGUUACCAGCGACCAUGUCCAAACUGUCAAUGCAGCUCCUGCGACCGUAACCUCCACAGAAAAGACGCAAGAAAAGCCACCGGCUCCGAAGCAUUGCUUCAAGAAACUAAAUCAAGAUGUUCUCUCCUUCAUGAAAGAUGUCCUGGACGACUUUUCCAAACCUAAACCAGCGCCCGCGCCCACGCCCGCGUCCGCAGCUGCCGCAGCUACUUCAGCUUCCGCCGGUACCAAAUCCGAUCCCACCACGGGGAUUGCCCCGGCGGAUUUCGACGAAGAGGCUUUUCUCAAGCAAUUAGAGAAUGACAUGGCCAACAUGAUGGCCAACCCCGGAGCUGCUGGUCCAGGGGCUGCCGAUGGCCCGGGCUUUCAAGCGGCGAUGGAUCAAGGUGCCGACGCAUUCGCCAAACGACUCGAAGAGAGCGGCAUUCCGCCUGGCGAUUUUUUGAAGCAACUCCUGGCUGAUGUCAUGGCCGAGGAAGGGGUGGGUGCGGCCGCGGAAGGAAAAGAGGGCGCGAAAUCGGGUCCUGCUGCGUCUGCUGCAGCCUCGUCGACGGGUGCAGCGGAUGCAGACCAGCCUCAGCCCGAGAACUUCAACGAUGCGAUUCAACGGACAAUUGAGCGGAUGAAGGAGUCUGGGGAUCGGGCGACCGAGGCUGCGACAACGGGAGAUGGGUUAGAGGAUGAUCUGAUCGCGCAACUGCUCAAGGCCGUUGAAGCGGGGGCAAACGGAGCGGGCGACGACGGUGAUCUUACCAAAAUGUUCAUGGGCAUGAUGGAGCAAUUGUCUAACAAGGAAAUGCUGUACGAGCCGAUGAAAGAGUUGGAUGGGAAAUUCGGCCCGUGGAUCACCAAGAACAAGGCAGAUGGAUCGGUACCGGCCGAGGACAUGGAGCGAUACAGGUCCCAGGCGCGAGUUGUCCGACAGAUUGUUCUCAAGUUUGAAGAACCGGGCUACUCAGAUGAAGACGCCAAAUGUCGCGAAUAUAUCUGGGAACGGAUGCAAGAGAUGCAAGCCGCGGGCAGUCCACCAGAGGAACUGAUUUCGAACCCAUUGAUGGGUGACCUCGGCGGUGCUGCUGGCAGUGCACCAGGCGGAGUUCCUGAUUGUCCCCAGCAAUAA
Penicillium diatomitis is the source of this 1197-nucleotide messenger RNA. RefSeq names its product putative peroxisomal membrane protein receptor Pex19 (gene pex19). The record is from RefSeq and is a predicted model, not a curated record. Gene Ontology annotation, biological process: protein import into peroxisome membrane. The coding region runs from base 1 to 1197 and encodes 398 amino acids. NCBI's taxonomy places the organism in Eukaryota, Fungi, Ascomycota, Eurotiomycetes, Eurotiales, Aspergillaceae. Gene Ontology annotation, cellular component: peroxisome; peroxisomal membrane. The transcript has 3 exons.